Prorocentrum cordatum is the source of this 510-nucleotide messenger RNA. The record is from the annotation of a GenBank genome assembly. NCBI's taxonomy places the organism in Eukaryota, Dinophyceae, Prorocentrales, Prorocentraceae.
AUGGACGAGCGAGAACAGGUGAGGGCCGGGCUCCGGAACCUGCUGGGCGUAGAGGACAACAGGAUGGCCCAGAAGCUGCAGGAGCAGUGCGAGGUCGCCACGGACAUGAAGCGCUGCAUGGCCGAUGUGGAGGUGAAGUACAAAGUCGUCAAAGAGGAGCUGGCCGAGAAGGCCCAGGAGGUGGACGAGCUCCGGGCGCUGCUGCGCACCUCGGCGGCCGAGCUGGAGGAGACGAGGGCCACCGUCGCAUCCCUGCAGGCGAAGGGCGCAGAGCACUGGGCCGACAAGAAGGCCAUCGAGGCGGAGCGCGACCACGCCCUGCGGCAGGCGGAGAUGGCGAAGAAGCAGGCGCAGGCGGCAGAGCUGAAGGUGGAGGUGGAGCUGAAGAGCGCAAGGGCCGAGAUCGAGCGCGAGCGGGAGGCGAGGAAGAAGGCAGAGCUCCAGGCGAAGGCCGCGCAGCACGACCCCACUGCGGCCAAGCAGAAGGGCGAGAAAGUCCCGGCACCCUAG